This is a messenger RNA of Cavia porcellus (domestic guinea pig), 3848 nucleotides long. It is a transcript of the gene Smim32, whose product is annotated as small integral membrane protein 32. Lineage: Eukaryota; Metazoa; Chordata; Mammalia; Rodentia; Caviidae. The transcript has a single exon. The record is from RefSeq and is a predicted model, not a curated record. The coding region runs from base 668 to 979 and encodes 103 amino acids.
CUUAUUGGUUCGCAGCCUCUCCUGGGGGCAGACGCACCCCCCCCCGCCCCUGAGAAAGACACACACACACACACACACACACACACACACAGGAGGGAGCAGCGAGCUGCCUCAGCGCUCAGUCUCGCGUUCCAUCUCCAGAGUGGCACACCGCAGCAGAGCCAGUGGGGCCAGGCUCGCCACACACCGGAGGACUCCAUAGGCACCCACAGCUGCAGGACUGCUCCGAGACAAGGCAGCAGCGGCACCCACGCGCCUUGCACUCCGCGUCCAGGUUUAUCAAGGUCCCUGAGCUGCGGUCACAUCAAGGCAUCUUAGCGCUGCUGCACCCGAGAGGAGCCUCGGAGUCCGAGCUCACCUGAGCUGGAGAUGAGAGCUAAGAGAAAGACUGCAAAACCGUGAGGAGUCAGGGGCCGGGAUCUGAAAGAAACGGGAAAGCGCGGGGCGAGGGGCGCGGGCUCAGAGCUGUGCAGCUCCGAGGGCUGGAGUCCGCUGCCGCGCAGCAGAGACAGCAGAGCCCGAAGGGAGCGCCUGGCGGGGUCUGCCGGCCCGGGUCAGCCGCGCGCGGCAGGGAGGGCGAGGAGCGCCAUGUAGGCACUGGGUACUGCGGAACUGCGCGGGCCAAGUGAGGUGGUCCCGCCAGGGUCAGCCAGACAGACGCCGGGCCAUGUACGGCGACUUGUUCAACGCCACGGGCAGCCCCGAGGCGGCGGGAGGCGGCGCCCUGGCCCCGGGAGCCACGGUCAAGGCGGAGGGCGCCCUGCCGCUGGAGCUGGCCACCGCGCGCGGGGUGCGGGACUGCUCGGCCACCAAGCCCGACCUGCCUACCUACCUGCUGCUCUUCUUCUUGCUGCUGCUCUCCGUGGCGCUCGUCAUCCUCUUCAUCGGCUGCCAGCUGCGCCACUCGGCCUUCGCCGCGCUGCCCCACGACCGCUCUCUGAGGGACACCCGGGCACCCUGGAAGACUCGGCCGGUUUAGCCCUCCAGGCGCCCAGAGCCUCCACCAUGAGCCGGGCAGAGCACACUUGGCACCGAGGGGCGCUGGCCCCGAACACUUCGCCUGACCCAAAGACCCAUUUCAGCCCCGAGCAGUACCGGAGAAUAAAGGGGGCUAGAGGCAGUGCUGGCUGCGCGGGGUCCCGCUGCCAGUAUCACCAGGUCCUCCGCUGGCAGAGUCUUUCCUCCCAGGACUGUGGGUCCAGCGAGGAACCAGCCCGACUGACCGUGUGUCCACUCGGGCACAGGAGCCCUACCUGCUAUCGGCUGACUUUGUUACGCUGCCCAUAAAAGGGGCCAGCACCAGCGUGUAACUAGCCAGGGGGUGCCUGCGCGGACUGCCUGGUUCCUCAGUUGUCUCCCGGUGGCUGCUCCUGCCUCUUUUGCUCCUUGGCACUGAUCCCAGGAUCCGAGCGUGAAUUCAGCUGGACCUUGGAAUGAUGGCACUCGGAGACCACCUCACCCAGUAAAAUGACUGAACUACCUAAUUCCUUUGUUGGGCAGAAGAGGAGGGGCGCCCGGUGGAGGGGCACCUACAGGGCGCUGCAGACGGAAUCCUUGUCUCACUUCUUCAGGGAUCACAUUUCCACAUUAAAAACUCAACGAAUUAGAUCCAGCGUUGAGAAAAUUGGUCACUGCUUGCAACUCUUGGAAAAGAGGAUUAAGAGAGGUAGAGGGAAGCAGGAAGAGAGCCAAGCUGCAAGGGCCUCCUCCCCGCUCGCUGUGGCUGGCCCAGGUCAGUUUGAUGUCGCCUCCUCCUUUCUAGCUUUCCUCAGGGCCAAUUACUUACUCUGCAAAGUUUUUUCAGAGCUGAAUCCAGGGAAAAUUGCUACCUAUCCUGCGGAAAGAAUUCUAGGUAACAGGACUGACUCCACUAGACUCUCUGCUGGGCAGUUUCUCCCUCCCACCUGUCUGCCCUUUCUCUCUCAGAAACUUUAUUAGGUCUCAAGCCUCAGGAGAGCCAUCCUGGACCAGACUCAUCCAGGAUGGGACAGUGGGGCAGCUGCAUAGUAUUUCCUUCUAAGUAGGCAGAAGCCAGCCUUGGAAAAUCCUACAGGAAAAGAAAGAAAAAAUAAAUUAAUAAAUUUUUAAAUCCUGUUAGAGGAGUUUCAAACUUGAGAAGAAAUAGAGAAGUUUGCAAUACCAUUGAUCAUUUUCAAAAUUAAUGCACAUCCAGAGAAUCUUUUUUGUGCAGGAGCUUAAGAGUUUCAGGUGGGAUGAAAAUACUAGCCUAGCAUACAGCAAACUGUGGGUUUAUUCCUUAGUAAUGUGGGGGGGGGGUGGAGAGGGAACAAUAAAAAAAUCCUUCCAGGAAUCUCCUGGAUCAAAGGUACAGUAGAGUUUAAAGACAUUUUGACUGGAAAAGAAUUUGACAGAUUAUUUGAGAAUCUGAAGCAAGAUAAUGACUCUUGCCCCUGGCUAAAAUAUAUAGCUAGGAAGUUUUGCAACAUUUAUAAUGUUUAUCAGACACUGAAUUAUUCCGCAGGCAGUCAUGUCUCCUCAGCCACUCUCCAAGAUUCCCACCUUCUAGGCACCAGAGAGCAUUUCAGCUUAGGCUUCGGAAAUGUGGUCAAACUAAUCUGGUCCACAGUGAAGGUAACUUGGUUAUUUUGCAUGACCCUUAGCUGCACAGAGGACUAACUAGGAAUAAAAGUGCUAAAUCUGAACCCCUAAAACUGUAUGCUGCUGAAUUAAAAGCCCCUUCAGCCUUGAUUGGAGAGUUGUGAAAAGCAGGAGACCAAGGCAAGGGCACAGCACACCUCUAGCACACCUCUGGGUGGUCUGGUUUGAAAUUCCAACUCCUUUUGAGAAAUAUGUUACCUUGCGUGAAUUAUAACCUUAGUCUGUGCCCUGGCUCUCCAAGGCUGAAUAUUAGUAUAACCAAUGUAACCAGCUAGCCCAAUGCUUGCACAAAGUGGGCACCUAAAUGAUAUCUAUUACUUUAACUCUGCUGAAGGCUUCAGGCAGCAGAGCUGACAGAUGCAGAUCCAUGUGCUCUUUACUGGGGCCACUGACUUCUAUAAUCACAAACACAUGUAGGGGCUGGUUUCUUCAGGGAAGAACAUGAGUGAAUGACUGGCUUUGAAGUUCCUAAAUCCUCACAGCUAGAGCCACAGGGGUUGAGGAGACUCUUAGAGUCCCUUAAUGAAACCCUGGUGCAAGGAAUCAAUGGUAUUAGAAACAAAAAAUGUGUAGAUGGAUGGACACAGCUUGGAGAGUAUCUUUCUGAUGUCUCUGUGCAGUUACAGUAGCCUCUGCCACCUAAACCAAAACUUGCCACUUCAGAUAGAUCCUUCUGGAAUAAAUUCCUGGGUAAUUGGGCUUAUAUAAACCUGCAUCCUAGAAAGCAAGCCGGGCCCAUGAGACUAUUAUUUGUUGGCACUGUGACCCUAAACAACAUCAUUCCCCUUUUCAGGAUAACACUGAAAAAGCCAAGAAGUUACAGGGUCUUUCUCACUUUGGAUCCUGCCUCAGAUUCUCCCUCGGUUGAAGGGAUAUGGCCAAGUUCAUGUCUGCCCUCUGCUAAUACACAGAGUAAGUUAGCGCCAAUGUUAUACAAUCGAACGGUGUCAUGGACUCAAUGAAUAUAUGUCCAACAAUGUAUGUUGAACCUAGACUCUCAGAAUAGCUGUAUUUGGAGUAAGGAAUUAAGGUUACAUGAAGUCAUGGGUAGGAUCUUGAUCCUCUGAACCCCCAGAGCUCAUGUUCUCUCCAGGAACUGAAAAAAGGCUAAGCAAGGUGUUGCUCAUCUACAAGGCUGGAAGACAGCCCUCUGCAGAAACGGAACCAACCUUAAUCAUGUACUUUCAGCUUUCCAACUGUGAGAAAAUAAACUUCUGUUGUUUAAGCCA